UGGCAACCCGGGGCCGGAUUAAAGCCGUCCUGCCCAGGAAGUCGGUUUGGACUUUUAGAAAAUUGUCCGACCAGAACUAAACACCGGGUCAAAGCUGCUGGGGGACCGGAACAGGAACCGGGACGGGUAACGGGCUGUUUCUGGACCGGAUGGGUUCUAGUUCAUAAAGGAACUCCUCGGUUCCGCUGGAAGUUCUUGUCGCGACUGUCUUCAGCCGAACCGAGCUCUUUCAGAACAUGGCUGCUUAGAGCCGCGUUUCCGGGCGGGAUGGCGAGUUGGAGGCGCUACAUGGAGGUUCUGGUUCGGGGCGUGAAGGUGCUGCGGGAAGCGGGGCGGCAGUACCCGCUGUCCUGUUGCCUGCUGCUGGUUCUGCUGGGCCUCACGGUGCUGCUCCACAGGUUCCUCCACGUUUUCCUGAUGUUCUGGUCGCUGCUGGCCGGGUUCGUCACCUUCUACUUCUCCCUCGGACCCGACUCGCUGCUGCCCAACGUCUUCUUCCCCGUGAAGCCCAGAGCCAAGCGGCAGGAUCCGGAACUGUUCCCUCUGGGCCACAGCUGCGCCGUCUGCGGCACGACCCGAUGCCAGCGCCACCGGCCUGGACUGCUCCUGGAGAACCAGCAGCCCUGGUUGGACCUGAGGGUUCACUCCAAGGUGGAUGCGUCUGUGGCAGAGGUGUUCGAGCUGGUCCUGGAGAAGUUCGUGUAUCCCUGGUACAGGGACAUCACGGAGGAUGACGCCUGGCUGGAUGAAGUCAGAACCACCUUCCGCUUCUUCUCCUCGGUGCUGAUCCGCAGAGCCCAGAAGGUCGACCUCCCAGCCGUGUUUGCUGAUAAAGUGAUGAAAGUUGCCAUGAAGCACCUGGAAGUCAUCGCCAAGGCUCGAGCCAGAUCGAAGCGGUGGGAGGACCUGCAGCGGGCCGCUCUGGACGGGUACAGCGCCGGGCUGCACGCCGCGCUGCGCGGCCGCAGGGAGGAGCUGCGCUACCUGCGGACGCUGACCGACAUGCUGCUGCCCUACCUGAUGCCGCCCAAAACCACCGACUGCAGGUCUCUGGCUCUGCUGCUGCGGGAGGUGAUGGCCGGAUCCGUCUUCCUGCCCACCAUGGACUUCAUGGCCGACCCGGACACGGUGAACCUGAUGGUGCUGCUCUUCGUGGACCACACUCCGCCAGAAGCCGCCGCCGAGCCGCCGUCGCCGUUGGUUCCCUUCCUGCAGAGAUACAGCAGCAGCAGCAGGAGGCCAUCGGUUCUGCAGCUGCAGCUGAAGGCGAUCCGGAGCCAGCAGGAUCUGCUGUUCCGCUUCCUGAACUUCCUGAAGCAGGAAGGAGCCGUUCACGUCCUGCAGUUCUGCCUGGCCGCGGAAGAGUUCAACGAGCGGAUCCUGAGUCCGGACCUGAGUGACCCGGAGCUGCGGCGGCUGCAUGCAGAGGUUCUGCACAUCUAUCAGACCUUCUGCCGGGACGACAGCGCCGACAAGAUCCGCUUCGACCCGGCCGUGGUGGAGGGGAUCCGGAGCGUGGCGGUGGCGCCCUACAGCCAGGUGGUGGCGCUGCAGAGGAAGCCCUUCCUGUUCCAGGCCUACGAACUGGUUCUGUCCCUGCUGGAGGACGUUUUCACGCCCAUGUUCUGCCACAGCGACGAGUACUUCAGACACCUGCUGAGAGGAUCCGAGUCACCGACCCGGAACGCGAGGAUCAACAGGAAUCCGUCCCGACGGGGCGAGGCGUUUGGCAUCGGCCGGAUCGGGAACCGGAUCAAAGGCGUGUUCCGGAGCUCCACCAUGGAGGGCGGCCUGCUGCCAGCCGGCGCCGACCCGGACGACGACUCGGUGGAGGAGGCCACGGUGGUUCUGGAGGACGACGGGCCGGCCGAGCCGCUGGCGGCGCCUCCCCAGAGGCUCCUGUCGGCCUGGAGCGUCUCGCUACCGUUCAUCGAUUUCUGCGAAGACGAGGCCAAGCGGGAGAAGGUUCCAGUCUUUGUCAUCGACGUGAAGAGGAACGACCGCCGGGACGCAGGUCACGACCCCGAGUCCUGGACGGUUUGCAGGCGGUACCUGGAGUUCUACGUUCUGGAGUCCAAACUCACAGAGUUCCAUGGAACCUUCUCGGACGUUCAGCUUCCAUCGAAGCGGCUCAUCGGACCAAAGAACUACGAAUUCCUGGAAUCGAAGCGGGAAGAGUUUGAGGAAUAUUUACGGAGGCUGCUGCUGCUCCCUGAGCUCAGCAACAGUCAGCUGCUGGCCGACUUCCUGUCUCCCUUCAGCCUGGAGUCCCAGUUCCUGGACAAGAUGCUGCCAGACGUCAACCUGGGGAAAAUCUUUAAGUCUGUUCCUGGGAAGCUGAUGAAGGAGAAAGGACAGAACCUGGAGCCCUUCAUCCAGUCCUUCUUCAACUCCUGCGAGUCGCCCAAACCCAAACCGAGCCGACCAGAACUCACCGUCCUCAGCCCGUCUGCAGAGAACAACAAGAAGCUCUUCAACGACCUGUUCCGGAACAACGCCGACCUCUCCGACGCUCCGGAGCGGAAACACAACUCUAAUUGCUUCCUGGAGGUCGUGGCCGUGGACGGCAUGUACGACUACCUGAUGUAUGUUGGUCGCGUUCUGUUCCGGGUUCCGGACUGGCUGCACCACGUCUUGGCGGCCUGCCGGAUUCUGUUCAAGAACUCUCUGGAGGCCUACAUGGACCGGUACCUGCGGUCCAAAUUGGAGGCGGUUCUGCAGGAGCACCGGCUGGUGUCGCUCAUCACGCAGCUCAGAGAUGCCGUUUUCUGUGAGAACCACCAGGAGCGAAGUCCAGAGGAGAAACUUCAGAGAGCCAAGCAGACGUUUGACCAGAUGAUGAGCUACCUGCCAGACGCCGUGGUGAAGCUGAUCGGGGAAGAGUGUCAGAGAGACGGGAUCGAGCUGCUGUUCCACGCGCUGCAGCAGCCGCUGCUCAACAAGCAGAUGACCUACAUCCUGCUGGACAUCGCCAUCCUGGAGCUUUUCCCUGAACUGAACCAGCAGGGGUCGAGGGAACCGUUCAUUGUGUGACCAGACCGGGUUGGACCGGGUCGGAGGCUGGACCUCAGAACCAACACCAAGGAUCUCCUGCUGCCUCCCAACCAUCAGACAUUCCACUUCCUGUCUAAUAAACGUAUUUAUUCCCCAUCA
Molecule: messenger RNA, 3153 nt
Organism: Xiphophorus hellerii (green swordtail)
Lineage: Eukaryota; Metazoa; Chordata; Actinopteri; Cyprinodontiformes; Poeciliidae
Gene: snx14
Product: sorting nexin 14
Exons: 28
Coding region: 268-3033 (921 amino acids)
Biological process (GO): autophagosome maturation
Cellular component (GO): late endosome
Molecular function (GO): phosphatidylinositol-3,5-bisphosphate binding
Source: RefSeq, a predicted model, not a curated record